This is a messenger RNA of Exaiptasia diaphana, 1201 nucleotides long. RefSeq lists its product as uncharacterized. Gene Ontology annotation, cellular component: plasma membrane. The transcript has 8 exons. The coding region runs from base 135 to 1064 and encodes 309 amino acids. The record is from RefSeq and is a predicted model, not a curated record. NCBI's taxonomy places the organism in Eukaryota, Metazoa, Cnidaria, Anthozoa, Actiniaria, Aiptasiidae.
UCAGCUAUAUCUUCUCUCUGUCGCUGGCUCUAUGUGUCCUGACAAUUUACUUUUACUUAUAAACGAAAAGUGAUUUUAAAUUCUACUCACCUGAUAUAUAAUUAUGAAAGUAAUCAGGAAGACACCUAAUUGAUAUGGAAAAUGAAUACUCUAAUGUUGAACCAUCUGUUGGACUGGAGAGAACGGACGGUUCAGACUACCUGCCGAAGUACGCUCGACAUCCAAUUGGUGCUAUUGUAAUCGCGAUCACAGGUCUGGCAAUAUGGCUUCUUGGCUAUCGAUUAAUCAAGGUGAUUGUAGUUGCCGCAGCCUUCAUCUUUUCUGGCUGGUUCUUCUUUUCGUUUUCUCCUCAUUUCAUCCAUGUUGACGUGUGUUGUGGUCCAGGAACUCAAGUUGAAGUCCGUAUUGCUAUCAGUAUCAUCAUUGCUUUACUAGCUGGUGCAAUAGCUUGUUAUGUGUAUAAACUGGGAGUGUUCUGUCUUGGCAGUUGUCUUGGCUUAGUUUUAUCCAUUGUAGUGACAGCUCUUGUAUUAAUGAAGAAAUUGCACAGCCCUCUAGCAUAUUAUGGGAUAUAUAGUGGCUCUGCUCUAGUCKUUGGUGUACUUGCUGUUGCAUUUGAGAAAGUGUUUGUGAUCCUUGGAACAUCGGUGUUUGGUUCGUUAGGAGUAUUCUACGCAAUUGACUUCAUUGUAAGGACWCCGUUUACACCUACCAUGUUUUAUACACUCAAGCUACUGGAAGGAGGGUUGUACGAGGCAGUUAACGAUCCAUCUGACUUUCAUAUUCAGUUUGAAACUGRAAAACUGACUGAUAAAGCAAUAGCCAUGUACGUUGGAUGGAUGUUAAUGUCAUUAGGUGGGUUUUUGAUACAGUAUAUUUACACCAGUCAAGAUAUCAGUCCGAAGCUAAUGGUUAAAACUUGUGGCGUWGAACAUGGUGACAUAUGUGACGAUAACAUCGACCAUUCACCCGCUCCACAAUAUAUCUUACUACAAUCCACUCCUAUAGCAACACAGUUACAUAACUAUGGAAAAGCACAGAGGAUAAGAARCUAUCUGAAGUAGUCUCCUUGUUCAGUAGAAUUUAUUGCUCUUUGGUUGAAGCUAUCAUUAACGCAGUUCUCUAGCUUGUUGAGUGGGUUCAGUUUUGUUUGCUAAUUGUAAAUAUAAAACACUGUUAAAGAUUAAAAUGUUUUGACAUC